AUGGCUACCUACGAUACUUGGGUUAGCAACCCCAAAGAGAGCCAUGGAACGCUUAUGUCCGUCGUCACCUGGUCGCUCGUCUCCGUCGCCGCUGCCUUUUUGGUCCCUCGGCUUUAUAUUCGCCAGCGUCAAGGGAAGCUGUGGCUUGACGAUUGCACACUUACCGUCAGUUGGAUCUUACUUCUGAUCCAAGUUACCAUAAACCAACUGUCUAUCAACAUAGGCUACGGAAAACAUACACUUGACCUCGAUUUACGCAAUGUCGAUAAAAUGAUGUAUAUUGGCGCAGCAGAACUGACAAUAUACACCGUCGCUAUUGCCCUAAGCAAGAUCUCUUUUGGACUUACUUUGCUUCGAUUGACGGACGGAUGGGUCAGACUCUUCGUAUACUUUGCGAUCUCUACCCUGGCGAUUUUCGCAGUCCCUGCCACUGUUAUACCAUGGGUACAAUGCAAACCGCUGGCUAAAACCUUUGUGGACUUUAUACCGGGCGAGUGCAUCAACAAGCAUCCCUCUGUCGUGUAUGGGCGUUUCCAAGCUGUGUGGUCAGCACUUAUGGAUGUGUCUCUUGCUAUACUGCCGUGGAAAAUCCUUUGGAACUUGCAAAUGCGUACCGCAGAGAAGAUCGGUGCAUGUGUCGCCAUGAGUCUGGGAAUACUAGCUGGAGUCACGUCAAUUGUUAGAUCCACAUACAUCGAGAAAUUGACAGUACAGGAUGUAUCAUAUGAAUCGUACAAAUCCAUCAUAUGGGCAGUCGCAGAGUGUUCCAUGGCCAUCGUCGCUACCUCAAUUCCCGUACUUCGCGUCGUUUUCCGGCAGGCGUUCAACUCCGCUAUUGAAGGCUACACGGGUCAGAGUAAAAGCAAAUCGCGAUCGAACCCUUCCAACGCAGCGAGCUCGGGGAACCGAAUGAGCACACGACAAUUUAGCAAGAAGACGCCAGAAAUAUCGGUUAGCGGAGAAUCUGUGAAGGAAGUGUUUGGACGUGGAUCACAUGGAUCAGAGAACUAUGUAGAGCUAGAUGAUCUGGCAGUCGAGGAGGGUACUGGGCGCGUUACUGCUUCGUCUCUAGAGACUUUGCCAGACGAUGCCGAGCGCUAUGCACUAAACUGGCACGUGCCGGACGUAGCAGGUCUGAAAAACACGCAUAUACUGUCACGAGCGAAGUCGGAAACACUUUUCUUCGACAAAGCCGCCGCCUACAAGAUUUGGCGGCUCAGUUUCGACGACUGUCAUGAUGUUCACAUCUGGGAGCACCGCCCGGUCGGAGUAUUUGCACUUGUUCAUGGGUCUAAAAAGAUCAAAGGCAUGUUUACCAGAGUCCAGUACAUAGUGCGACAUGUCGCAGAAGAUCCUAUGACCAAACGUGCUCGCAGCAUUCGGCCUGGAGAGAAGGAUCCCACCAUGCUCGAUGCCUUCGAGAAUAAGGCAGACGCUACUUCCACCCAUUCCGAGCCCCUUGUCCAAGCGCUCGAUGAGACAUACAACGAGCGAUUUUCCUUCGCAGAAGCUGAUGAAAUAGAGGAUACCAUUCCAUACCCAAGUCGCAGCCACAAUCCCACCGAAAGACUGUUUUGGAGAAAGGCCCGGUAA
This is a messenger RNA of Alternaria rosae, 1593 nucleotides long. RefSeq lists its product as uncharacterized. The record is from RefSeq and is a predicted model, not a curated record. NCBI's taxonomy places the organism in Eukaryota, Fungi, Ascomycota, Dothideomycetes, Pleosporales, Pleosporaceae. The transcript is spliced from 8 exons. The coding region runs from base 1 to 1593 and encodes 530 amino acids.